Apus apus (common swift) is the source of this 2864-nucleotide messenger RNA. It is a transcript of the gene KLHL41, whose product is annotated as kelch like family member 41. The transcript is spliced from 6 exons. NCBI's taxonomy places the organism in Eukaryota, Metazoa, Chordata, Aves, Apodiformes, Apodidae. The coding region runs from base 146 to 1966 and encodes 606 amino acids. The record is from RefSeq and is a predicted model, not a curated record. Gene Ontology annotation, molecular function: protein binding.
AUGGACCUAUAUUUAGCUAGCAAGAUUAAGUUGCAGAGGCCUCAGGCAGGGCAAAGCACAUUGGUCUGCCUUUUUUACAGACAGACCUUUGAGCAGAGAACAACUAAAGCUUUCUGCUCCCUCCCCUUUCCCAAGUGUUUGCGAAAUGGAUUCCCAAAGGGAACUCACUGAAGAGCUCAGACUUUACCAAUCCACUCUUCUUCAGGAUGGCCUCAAGGAACUCCUCGAAGAGAAAAAGUUUAUAGAUUGCUCUCUAAAAGCUGGUGACAGAAGCCUGCCUUGCCACAGACUGAUUCUGUCGGCAUGUAGCCCUUAUUUUCGUGAGUAUUUCUUGUCUGAGCAAAAUGAAGAGAAAAAGAAGGAGGUAGUUCUAGAUAACGUUGACCCCAACAUCCUGGAUAUGAUUGUCAAAUACCUUUAUUCAGCAAGUAUUGAUCUUAAUGAUUCUAACGUGCAAGAUAUCUUUGCUUUGGCCAGUCGCUUUCAGAUCCCUUCUGUGUUCACUGUGUGUGUCUCCUAUCUUCAGAAGAGGCUUGCUGUUGGUAACUGCCUGGCCAUCCUUCGGUUAGGUGUUCUGCUUGAUUGCCCAAGACUUGCAUUUUCUGCUCGUGAUUUUGUCUCAGACCAUUUUGUGCAGAUCUGCAAAGAAGAGGACUUCAUGCAGCUUGCCCCACAUGAACUUAUUUCAGUUAUUUCACCUGACAGCUUAAACGUAGAGAAGGAAGAACUGGUAUUUGAAGCAGUAAUGAGAUGGGUCCAAACAGACAAGGAGAACAGAGUAAAGAGCCUGGGGGAAAUUUUUGACUGCAUACGUUUUCGUCUUAUGCCAGAAAAAUAUUUCAAAGAACAUGUUGAGAAGGAUGAUAUAAUUAAAAGCAACUCAGACCUUCAGAAAAAAGUAAAGAUUAUUAAGGAUGCUUUUGCUGGAAAACUGCCUGACACUAGCAAAAGUACAGAAAAGUCAACCAAAGGGGAGGUGAAUGGCGAUGUAGGAGAUGAAGAUUUGCUGCCUGGCUACCUAAAUGACCUUCCCAGGCAUGGCAUGUUUGUCAAAGACUUAAUUCUUCUGGUUAAUGACACUGCUGCAGUAGCUUAUGAUCCUCUAGAAAACGAAUGCUAUCUAGCAGCACUGGCAGAACAGAUUCCCAGAAAUCAUUCCAGUAUAGUCACCACGCAAAAUCAGGUCUACAUUGUUGGAGGACUCUAUGUAGAAGAGGAGAACAAGGAUCAGCCUUUCCAGUCAUACUUCUUCCAGCUGGAUAGCAUCGCUGGUGAAUGGGUUGCCCUUCCCCCACUGCCGUCAGCCAGGUGUCUCUUUGGGCUGGGAGAGUCGGACAACAAGAUCUAUGUAAUUGCAGGCAAGGACCUUCGCACUGAGGAGUCUCUAGAUUCAGUAUUGUGCUAUGAUCCUGUAGCAAUGAAAUGGGGUGAGAUCAAAAAACUACCCAUCAAAGUAUAUGGCCAUGCUACUGUCUCAAACAAUGGAUUGAUAUAUUGCCUUGGUGGAAAAACUGAUGAUAAGAAAUGCACUAAUAGAUUAUUUGUAUACAAUCCCAAGAAGGGAGACUGGAGAGACUUGGCUCCAAUGAAAGUGGCUCGCUCGAUGUUUGGAACAGCUGUCCAUAAGGGCAAGAUUUUCAUUGCAGGUGGAGUCACUGAAGAAGGCCUUACUGCAUCUGUUGAAGCUUUUGAUCUGACCACCAAUAAGUGGGAGGUUAUGCCUGAAUUUCCUCAAGAGAGAAGUUCCAUCAGUUUAGUCACCUUAAGUGGAGCUUUGUAUGCUAUUGGAGGCUUUGCAAUGAUUCAGCUUGAGUCUAAAGAGUUUGCACCCAGUGAAGUCACUGACAUAUGGAAGUAUGAUGAUGAAAAGAAAGAAUGGAUUGGCAUACUGAAAGAGAUCCGAUACGCUGCUGGAGCCUCCUGCCUGGCUACACGCUUAAACCUCUUCAAGUUAUCAAAACUGUAAACAAAAUGCUGGAAAAUGUGGUAUGGUGAGGGAGGUUAAACAGGCUCUUCUCUUUUUGUUGCAUGAAAACGUCCCCAAAUUGUACAGAAGUUUUGUAGCAGCAUACUAGUUCUUCUGUUAACUGUUCAACAGUUCAUAGGUCUGUCCAAGUCUUAAGAUAUUUACUUGUUAAUCAACAAUAACUGAAUUUCUGCCAACAUUUAAAAUCCUGAAGAAUUCUAAUUAAUGUGGAUUAGAAUAAAUUAAGAGAACUCCAUUUUUCCCUCUGUAAAAUUGCUAAGAAAACUAGGUAAGACUUCCUUACACUCAGACAAUCCAAUAUAUUGGUGUUUUAUUCUCAAAACAAUGCCCAUUAAUUAAUUGUCAAGUUAAAUACCACUAGUAGGUAGCUAAUUUUAUUCUAACUGGCUGUUUGUGCAGCCGGAUUGCCCUCUUCAGCAAUGUAUGUAAAUCCUGCAUUCUUCAACCAUCUCUUGAAAAUGUUUUCAUAGAGCCUUCCAAAAGUAAUUUAGCCUGAAAUUGAAGUUCAUAUCAAAACAAAAGUGGCCUAAGAAAUGCCAACCUCAGCCAAAGCUGUACUAGUAGCCAGACAGGAGGAAAGAGAGAGAAGUUCACAAAGUUAACAGCUCUACUGUUUCACCUACUAUGUUUAGGCUUCUGGUAACAAUGAUUCUCCAUUUUUUUAUGCUUUUAUAUUUAUUUCCAAAGCAAGUAUUUUAUGGAAGUUUUUCUCAGAUCUAAGGCCAUUAACAAGCAUCAAGCAUUCAUGGAAAAGUCCUAGAAGAACUGAUCAUCAGCAAGUACCUAUGGCAGAGUGGACAUUUCCAUCUAAUAAAGAGCUGAUGCAUUUUGAUGUUGGAAGUUUUAACAAUUAAACUUUGUUUUAAAAACUGUGGAA